Malus domestica (apple) is the source of this 522-nucleotide messenger RNA. RefSeq names its product probable acyl-[acyl-carrier-protein]--UDP-N-acetylglucosamine O-acyltransferase, mitochondrial. NCBI's taxonomy places the organism in Eukaryota, Viridiplantae, Streptophyta, Magnoliopsida, Rosales, Rosaceae. Gene Ontology annotation, molecular function: acyl-[acyl-carrier-protein]-UDP-N-acetylglucosamine O-acyltransferase activity. Gene Ontology annotation, biological process: lipid biosynthetic process. The record is from RefSeq and is a predicted model, not a curated record.
AUGGGAUCUUGUCAUAUUGCCCACGAUUGCAAGAUCGGAAACAACAUCAUUUUUGUAAAUAAUACAUUGCUGGCAGGCCAUGUUGUGGAGGAAAAUUAUGCUCACACUGCAGGGGCUGUUGUCGUUCAUCAAUUCUGCCAUGUUGGCUCUUUCUCAUUUAUUAGUGGUGGCUCUGUGAUCGCACAGGAUGUUCCAAAGUACAUGAUGGUUGCGGGAGAAAGAGCUGUGCUUCGUGGUUUAAACCUUGAAGGUCUACGACAUAAUGGAUUCACAGCCGUAAAGAUAAGAAGCCUGAGAACAGUUUACCAAAAGAUAUUCAUGCCUGCUGAUAAAAAUUCCAGGGAAACCACAAGAAACUCCAUUCUUUCCAAUCUCUUAUAUAAUCCUAACUCUUUACCAGGAAUUUCUGAGAGCUCAAUUGAUCAACCCAUGAGGCUUGCUGAAAUUUAUGUUACUGCUGAAAAUGCUCUGCACAAUACAGUUUCUAAUCCUAAUCGAUUAAAGUCUUUGUCAUCUACAUAG